Liolophura sinensis is the source of this 501-nucleotide messenger RNA. RefSeq names its product oocyte zinc finger protein XlCOF26-like. Lineage: Eukaryota; Metazoa; Mollusca; Polyplacophora; Chitonida; Chitonidae. Bases 1 to 501 code for a protein of 166 amino acids. The record is from RefSeq and is a predicted model, not a curated record. The transcript is spliced from 3 exons.
AUGGAUCAAGAGGAUUUCGAGGUUAUUAUGGAGAAGAAGACGUUGGAGGGGAAGAAGACGGCGAAGCUAUUUACCUGCGAGGUGUGCGAUCGAGGAUUUACCCGACGUGAUAGCUGGCGACGUCAUCACCAAACACAGCACGGCGAUAAGGAGAAAAAGAAGAAGACGGAGAAGUAUUUUUGCCGGGUGUGUGCCCAGCAUUUUACCCUGCGGAAUAACUGGCUCCGACACCAGCGGACGCAUCACCAGCCCCAGACAAACAAAAGAUUCACCUGUCCGACCUGUGACCGGACGUUUUUUCGCCGAGAACAUUUGAUCCGCCAUCAACAGCGCCAUGGCAACAAACGAGAACGUGUGUGGGAUUGUGAAGACUGUGGGAAGUCUUUCUACCGGUUGUGGGAUUGGCGGACCCAUCAACGUGGGAAACACGGCUCGGCUGGGGAUGAAUUAGGGGGAGUAAUUUGCUUCUUGAAAGUUAAUUUUAAGACAGAAGAUGACUAG